AGGGACAUUCGGGGUUUCCUGUGCAUCCUUCAGGCUAGAAGUAAGAUCUCAACAACUUCGAGAUGGCGAAGGCCUCGGGGGGGACGGGAAACUAUGAUUACCUGGUGAAGCUGCUGCUGAUUGGCGACUCUGGAGUGGGAAAGAGUUGUUUGUUGCUGCGAUUCUCCGAUGAUUCAUUCACCACGAGCUUCAUCACGACGAUUGGUAUUGACUUCAAGAUCCGCACCAUAGAACAAGAAGGAAAGCGAUUGAAACUGCAGAUAUGGGAUACCGCUGGUCAAGAACGGUUUCGAACCAUUACUACAGCCUACUACCGUGGAGCGAUGGGUAUCCUGUUGGUUUACGACGUCACUGAUGAGCAAUCGUUCAACAACAUUCGUAACUGGAUGAGACAAAUUCAGCAACACGCGUCGGAUAAUGUGAACAAGAUUCUUAUUGGAAAUAAGUGCGACAUGCUUGACAAGAAGGUCAUUGAGACCGCGAGAGGUCAGGCGCUGGCGGAUGAGUUUGGCAUCAAGUUCUUCGAAACAAGUGCAAAGAACAACAUUAAUGUCGAAAAGGCGUUCACGGAGAUUGCACGAGAUGUUAUGGUUCGACUGAGAGAACAAGAAGCGAAGGAUGGUGGGAAGAAGGGUGGAGACACACUGGACUUAGCUAGUGGCGGGAAGCAAGGCAAGAAGGGUUGCUGUUAGCUGUUAACAAGCAUCCACUUGUCUUGUAUUGGAUUCUUGAUGAUUGGCGGCAAGGACAACGAUCGUGAUAUGUUAUCUUUAUGCGAAGUUUAAUCUUCUCCUCUAAGUCAUAAACGUGGCAACUUUG
This is a messenger RNA of Guillardia theta CCMP2712, 819 nucleotides long. RefSeq lists its product as hypothetical. Lineage: Eukaryota; Cryptophyceae; Pyrenomonadales; Geminigeraceae. The coding region runs from base 63 to 692 and encodes 209 amino acids. The transcript has 9 exons. Gene Ontology annotation, biological process: protein secretion; regulation of exocytosis. Gene Ontology annotation, molecular function: GTPase activity; GTP binding. The record is from RefSeq and is a predicted model, not a curated record.